Molecule: messenger RNA, 183 nt
Organism: Penicillium waksmanii
Lineage: Eukaryota; Fungi; Ascomycota; Eurotiomycetes; Eurotiales; Aspergillaceae
Exons: 2
Coding region: 1-183 (60 amino acids)
Source: RefSeq, a predicted model, not a curated record
AUGUACACUGGAUAUGUUAGUCUCUACGAAGACUAUACGCAAAAACAAGCAGGUAAAGGGGAAAAGAAAACAAUAACGAAAGGCAAAGGCAAAGCGCUAGUCGUACGCGCUAGCGACAACCUACGCGGCAAAGCCCACGCGAUCAAGUCGCCUGGCCUUCAACCGAUGACCAUGCAGGAGUAG